Messenger RNA from Strongylocentrotus purpuratus (purple sea urchin), 10518 nucleotides. RefSeq names its product laminin subunit alpha-2. The transcript has 26 exons. The record is from RefSeq and is a predicted model, not a curated record. NCBI's taxonomy places the organism in Eukaryota, Metazoa, Echinodermata, Echinoidea, Camarodonta, Strongylocentrotidae. The coding region runs from base 504 to 6314 and encodes 1936 amino acids.
UGUGCAUGCAUGCAGAGGUCAAAAGGGUAGCGUCCGUUGCGAGGAGGCGAGACGCUAUCUCGUUGGUAAUGACAUUCCACCCAGCUACAGGGCCAUGAGUCACUCUCUAUCGACUCGAAGUUUCGCUGCUUUUCAGCGGAUCAGUAGGAUGCGAUGACGCCGGUACUGUAGGCGCAGGUAGUGAGAACGAUAUGCUUGGUUGUGCUACUGAUUUGGAUGGCCCAUUUGAGAUCUGCUUGAUGGAGGUCAAAGGUCAGAGUUCAUCACCCAACUAAAAAGCAACAGGAUGGACAAACUACACAGGAGUAUCAAGACCGUACUGUGCAACUAAUGUGAGAAAGGGGGAAAAAUGUCUACACUUAACACUUCUGUAUGUUCAAUCUCAAGUUCUCCAAUUGAGUAGGCCUACAUGAUGCAAAGAAGACCAAAUAGGGUAUAUAUUUUGUCUCAUAGCAUUUAGGAUUAUUUAAUUUAAGUUUAACUUCAAAGGCAUUAAUGCCAGCAUGAAAGACUUGACGAGGAUGGAAGAUUUGUACAAAUUCUCACUCAUGAGUAGGACACGUAGAACACAGAGAAGAGGUUCUGGGAUGCUGGUGCUGGCUUAUUUAUGGACGCUGUUUUCAUUAGCGAGGACUCAGAGCGGGGGAAUAAGUUUGAAUCAGGAAUGCGAAAGAACGCUUUCAGAUGGAACCGUAGAAUAUCUUGCCUGUUCUGCGAGCUCCGAGGCCCUUUCACAGCUGGAUUUAUCUGUCACUGUGGAUCCGGUCAAUUCAACGUGUGGACUCAGUCCUGAUGUGAGCAGAAAGAUCUACAGCACUCUGGAUUACGAUGUCUUCGUAUGCGAUGCCUCCAACUUUUCCCUAGCCCAUCCUCCGGAGUACAUCAUAGACAGUCAUGACGGAGAUGUACCAACGUGGUGGCAGUCAAUAUCAUGGUACGACUACCCUCUCCCUCUGGAAGUGACCGUUACCCUAUCCCUUGACCAUGCCUACACCCUAGUGGACAGUAUCGACUUGACCUUUCAGUCAGGGCGACCAAAGCAAAUGAUUCUGGAGAAAUCCAGCGACAGAGGGUCCAGCUGGGAAACGCUGCAGUACUAUUCUACAGACUGUCUAGAGGAUUUCUCAUUGGAUGAUACGAGCCAGUCUGACAUUAGAAACGCAUCAAAAGUCAUCUGCACAUCAGAGUACAGCGGAACGUUACCCUACAGCGACGGCCAUGUAGUGUACAGCGUGGAGGAACGCUUAGCUCUUUUAUUUUCUGAUGGUCUUACACCAGAACUUCAGGUUGAGGCAUAUCAGAACGAUACCGCAUUUCGUGACCUGUUGACCCUUACAGAUCUUAGACUGCGGUUGUUGUAUCCUGCAACGGAUGGAUUAGAGAUUACGGGGCAGAGUUUCAGUCUGAUCAAGUAUUAUUAUGCCAUAUCCAACAUUGAAUCUUACCUCACAUGCAACUGCAACCAACAUGGCCGCUAUUGUGCCCCCUCCCCUCUGAAUGGGAACGUUGUCUGCGAGUGCUUCCACAACACCAUGGGAACUAAUUGUGAGCAGUGUCUGCCGCUCUACAAGAAUGUGCCCUGGAAGGCGGGGUCGUUUACCCCUUACCCCUCAGGGACUGCCAAUGAGUGUCAGAAGUGUAUGUGUAACGAACAUGCCGACAGCUGCACCUACAAUGAGACGCUUGGGUACGGGGUCUGCCAGGACUGCUACGACAACACGGCGGGCGACUUGUGCCACAUCUGCAUAGAUGGCUUCUUCGGCAAUGCGUCUCGUGAGAGAAGUGAUCCUGAUGUUUGUAUAGAGUGCAACUGUGAGCCUCUGGGAACUGUUGGCAACGGUACAGAGUGUGCUCAGUUUGCCGAUGAUGUAACAGGCUCUCCUAUUGGUCAGUGUGAGUGCAGGGAGAAUGUAACUGGAAGAGCAUGCGACCAAUGCGUGGACAGCUACUAUGGACUUCUUCUGGAGCCUGACCCAGGCAAAUGUAGAGAAUGUGGCUGCAAUGAGCUUGGAACGGUAAAUGCCACAGAGUCGUGUGAUCAGACCAGCGGCCAGUGCUUCUGCAAGCCUAACAUUGACACCAGGAUAUGUGGAGAAUGCAAGGAUCAGUUCUAUGGCUAUCCUACCAAUGCAGAUAUGGACUGUUCACCUUGUGGCUGUGACCCUGGAGGUGCUAUGUCGUUGACCUGUAACAAGGUCACCGGUCGUUGUGAUUGCCGAGGGUUCAUCGAAGGGCGGACAUGUACAAGUGUGGAGAAUGGUUACUACUAUCCAUAUCUAGAUGUUAAUAGGUAUGAUGCUUGGGAGGCCAAUUCAACCUGUGUUCAUCGAUCUGACUUCCCAUCUGAUGCUUUCUCAGGCCAGGGGUAUCUGGAGUGUGAUGCAGGAGAUAGGAUUGUCUUCAAUGGCAUCAGGGCAUAUUCCAACGUUACAGAAAUGUUGUCAAACUAUGUUGUACUUCGUUACACCUACCUCUCCCAAUCCCCCUGGCUCAUGGCAGCACUUAUCAUCACCACAGAAGCUACUGAGGACACCGCCCUCUCUUGCCCAUUCCCUCCUGGCACUGACGUUGCAGACCUUGCCUUCUCUCUGGAGCCUGGCGAAGGUGUCACAUGGUCUUCGGAUGUGUCCCUUGAUUUCCAUCAAGGUUGCUCUUACUCAGGAGUUUUGGAACUGGACAAUGCUGGUCUUGGGACGGACUCCAUGGUGAUUGACACUCUUGUUCUCUUCCCAGAUCCAAGUUCGUUUACUGUGUAUCAGAUUGCGGAUCUAGCACAAAGAGAUUCUCAUGAUGACUGUCUCAAGAUUGUUGCAGCCUACUCAACUCGUUCUCUUGCCCUGGAAGCCUGCCAACCAUUUACCUUCUCACUCAUGAUGGAGAUUGUUGGAGAAGCACUCGAAUGCAGCUGUGAGGAAGUAGGCUCCCUUCCACAGACUGUUUGCUCGACCUACGGAGGUUCUUGUCUCUGCAAGCCAGGGGUCGGAGGUCAAAACUGUGAUAGGUGUCUGCCUGGCUUCUUCAACUUUACCUCCAACGGUUGUCAAGCUUGCAGCUGUGAUCAAGACGGAUCUAUCACCCAAGCUUGUGAUUUCAUCACCGGUCAAUGCCCCUGCAAAUCAGGCGUGGCCUUGCAAGACCAGACCAACCACCUUGGCCUUACCAGCGACCUACGAUGUAGUGCCUGUCAGGAGAACUUCUUCAAUUUUGGCAACCCUGACGGCUGCCGAGCUUGUGGUUGCCAUCCCUUGGGCUCUGUGGAUCUCCAGUGCAGUGAAGAUGGGGUGUGUAGUUGCCUGGAUACAGUCGGCGGGGUGAAGUGUGAUAGCUGUCUGCCGAGCUUCUUCAAUCUUACCUCCGAAGGAUGCAGCCCCUGUGAGUGUGACAUGGGAGGCUCUCUCACCUCAGAAUGUAACAACGUAACUGGGGUCUGCUCUUGCAAGACCAAUGUCGAGGGGUCAAAGUGUGACAGAUGUCGUCCAGAAUUCUUCAACCUAGAUAAUUCAAAUCCCAACGGCUGCCAGCCCUGCUUUUGUUACGGUCACGGGUCAACCUGCAAUGCAGCACCAAACUAUGUCCAGGAUUUUGUGACGUCUGACUUUUCACAGGGAAGUACUAGUGGAUGGCGUUCUUCUGACCCAUCGUCAUUAAACAUCAACUCUGCAAACAUCCGUGUAUCCCACCCACCUGGCCUGGGCAACGGGGCAUCUGUGUAUCUGAUCGCGCCUGAGGAGUACCUUGGUUUCAAGCUCAGCUCCUACGGAGGCUCCUUCACCUUCUCCUCUAAGUUGGAUGUCGGUAGCGUGGAAGUGUUCUCCAACAGGUAUCUGGUGUUGACUGGCGGGCCGCAGAACAUCAGCAUCUUUUAUUCGGCAGAAGAGUUUGUCCCUACGGACCAGCCGACAGAGUUUACUGCAAUGUUCUUUGAAGAACUGUGGAGAACGGGAGAGACGGAGAGUGAGCUUACCGUGCAACAGUUUCAAGAAAUUCUAGCCGACAUCACCAGCAUUCAAGUUCGGGCGUCAUUUGGUCCAGGAACGGUUAGCACGUUCUUUAGUGUUGCCAUGGAGAUAGCAUCGUUGGCUUCAAGUUCUGAAGAUGUGAACAAUGAGUAUGUGACCGUAGUAGAACAGUGUGUCUGUGAUACCUCCUCAAAUACAAUGGGUCUCUCCUGCAGCAGUUGUUCCAAAGGUACCAAGCGUCUGACUUCCUUUGGACCCCGGACGGACAUCUGCGUGCCGUGCUUUUGUAAUGGGCGUUCCUCGGCCUGCGACCCUGAUUCGGGCGUCUGCAUUGGCUGCAGUUCGGGUACAGUGGGGGCGUUCUGCGAGAGCUGUGCGGCGAGUGUCUUGGAGCCAGGCUGUAAUCAGUGCAUCCCGGAUUAUUACGGCUUUGGAACUGACCUGUUUGAUGGAGCCUGUUCAGCCUGCAACUGCAACACCACAGGCACUGGAGAUGCCACACAGUGUGACAACCAAAGUGGCCAGUGCCCUUGUGUUGGCAACUUUGGUGAACAAGGAUGCGAUGGAUGUGCUUACAACUACUACAACUAUGAAUCUGGUUGUUUGAAAUGUGAUGUGUGCUACGACGGCAUCGAGACCACUCAUCUCCAACUACUGACGCUGCAGCGUAACCUGUCCACGUUUGUUUUGGACCUGGAGGAGAGGGAUAACUCCUCCCUACCAGCCCCCUUCUAUCAGCGUCUACAGGAGACCAACGAUCUCCUUGCAGAACUUGUGGAUGUGACAAGCUCAACUGUCCAGGAAGGGUCCAAUCUAGAGAGCACCAUCGCUGCACUCAACAGUGCCAUGGAAGCAUUAUUGGCAACACUAGAGGGCACUGUUCAAAACGACAUCAUGUUCGCCCAAGGAAAUGCCACCCUUACAGAGGAGAAUGCUCGUCUUGCCAUAGAGGCCAUUGAUGUGGUUAACGCUGACAUUACCCUGGCUUAUGAAACCCUUACUAGUGGUGAUUUCCAAGCAGCCCAGAGCGUGCUUGAAGGGCUGAGAGAUGACCUCAUGAGACAAGCUGUCCGAUUGGAGGAAGUGAGGCAACAGACAGCCAAUCAGACGGCCGCGUUGGAGCAGGAUGUCCAACACAUCAGGGAACGGACCCAAGACACAUUACUAGCCGCAGAUAAUGUUUUGCAGACCGCUCAAAUGGUUCAGGUUGUCCACGACAACACAACUUCAAGAACAGCCACAGAGGUCACUCAUGCCAACAAUGUUGCGACCCUAGCCCAGCAGACCUUGGACGACGUAGAAGCAUUACUUGAAAGAGCUCAGGAGCUAGACUCCUCCUCCAGGCAAAAAGUGGCAGAUGUUGAAGCGGCGCGCACGUCUGUGGAUGAUAACAGGAUCAAUCUUGUGAUGACAGAUGCUGCCCAGAAGACUAGUCAAGCAGAGUCUGUGGCCGCACAGGCAAACUCAAAGUUAUCCGGUGCCCAGAACACCAUCAACACAAUCGAGAACGCCCGCAUCACGACGGAGAACACUCAGAUAGAUGUUGAUGCCACGGUAACCGAGGUCAUGGGACGGAGAGAUAGAGCAGCAGAAGCCAACCAGGGUUCCGCUAGCUCCGUCAGGCUUUCUCAAGAUACAUUUGAUGCUGCUGGAGAAAUGCUGGCAGUCACUUUAAACUUUGAUGCCCAGGCAUCUGGUGCACAAUCCGCGGCUUUUACUUCAAUAGAACUGGUUCCAGGAAUAAACCAGCUAGCAGACGAGAACUUGGCACAGUCUGGACAGUUGAGGGCUCAAGUCGGUGGAGUGGCGAGCACAGCAAGCGAAGGGUCAACAGUAGCCACUGAUGCAUUAACUAUUACGAACAACGAAGGACAGUCUGUGAGGCCAAUCCAUGAGAGAGCAGAACAACUAUACACAGAAGCGGCUAACCAGCUCACAGACACAGACCUGAUAACCGAGUCUGUGAACCAGCUAGACCAGGACCGGAUCCAGCCUUCGCUAAAGGCCUGUGAUGCGUUCCAACCAGACAUAGAUGAUCUGGAGGCAUCGUACACACUAGCUACAGCCAAAGCAGAAGAAUCGGCCUCAUCCACAUCGGCCAAUCAGGAAAGACUUGACGCUCUCCUGCAGGAGCUCAUGAAUAUUCAACAGGUGGAUACCAGCCAGUUACCGGAUCUCCAAGCGAGGCUUCAGACGUCGAGGGCGCUCUUCUCCACGCGAGAGUACGCUGUGAUAAUCGGAGCACUUCAGCAGGGAUUGGCCGAGCAGGAAACUUGGCUGGAGGAAACGAGAACUGGUAUUUCAGAGCUGCAAGGACAAAUCGAUGCCUUGGAGAGCUUCAAUGUAAAUCCAUAGGGUCAUCGUCCUUUCCACCCCCCCCCCCCCCCCCCCCCCCUCCACCCCACUGCCAUGGUUAUUCAAAUGUAAAGACUUACUGCUGCCUAUAUUCCCUUUAUGUUAUCUCCUGGUAAGUCUAUUGGUUUGUGUGCUUCUUUCAUCCAGGAUUAUUUUAGAAUAUCUGCAGGGCUCAUUUUGUUUGUUUGUAUUCAACACGUUCAAUACCAUAGUUGAUUCAUCUAACCAAAAUUAUAGUACACUUUUUAUCUCAGAAAAUUUACUUUAGAUUUGUUGUUAGACAUCAUAGAACACUGUAUUAUGUUAAUUAGCUUUUUUUUUUUAAACUAGCCAUGAAUAACGUCUGUCUCAUUAAAAUUUGGUGUCACCACUAGGGUUAUGUACAUUUGUAUUACCAUGCAUUCUCCUUUGUCAUUCAGAAAUACUUAAAUUUGUUUCAACAAUCUGUUUUACAUAUCGAUUUUACAAUAAAGACUUAUUCAAACUUCAUGAAAGAAAUAUAUCUUAUUAUAAGUUUACAGCUAUGUAAUGUGCUAAUUUGCGUCAGUUGGAAAUAUAUUUAAAUCAAAGUUUGCUACAAUUUUUUUUUUAAUGAGACCUACAUGUAAUACCAAUUUCAGUAUUGAUCUUGAAUGCAUGAUUAUCAAACCUUUUCUUCUUGGUAGCCCUGUGAUCAAAUUUAAAUCCGGGAAGUAUUUUUGAUAUUGUAUGAAUCUCAUAUCAUGAAAAGAAUUAAUCUUAUUUCCUGGUUUCAGUAGUGUUAUUAAAUUUUGUAUACAUGUUAUUGAAAAUGAAAAUUUGAAAGCAGAAGAUUAUUUUGUGGUGGAACUGAUUCCCAAUUUCGAAGUGCUGUGUACAUUUAUUGUAAACUUAAACAUUGUAUUUUGAUGCCAUCUUUCUUGCAGUCUUUGAACAUACAUGGAUGUACAUGCCAUGUGUACAUGUAUACACCAAUAUUAUGAUUGGUUGUCCAAUAGUCUUUUUUUUUUUAAUUAGGAAAACAAUUUUAAGUGUAUAUUCAGGUUAGUAAAUUUAUAGAUUUGGAGCUUUAAAGUACUGUGAUAUACACUAUUUGCUUUCUAUGUACUUUAAUGAGGAUAAGUUUCAACUUGAAUAUUGCGUACAUUUGAAGAAGAAAAAUGUCUUGAUUUGUUUUAUGGUGUAUCCAGUCAUUAACAUAUUUGUAAUGCACAUAUAUUUAUGCUUUAUUUCCUGCUGUGAAGUAGAUUGUUUGCACUGUUGAGAUGAAAAGUUAAUACAUAUUUUAAGCAAGCAAAAUAUCAAACUUUUUUUAAUGUGUAUUUAUUGUUAUUUACAAAUUGUUUUUGCUUAAAUUGGUUGUGUGUGUACAUUAUAUAUUUCACUCAGUGUUAUACUUGUAGUGUGUGUGAAGAAUAUACCUGAAAGUCUUAGAGUUUGCCUAAUGCGUAAUUGAGCAUGUACUGGUCAAUCAUGGACAUAUUAUUUUAUUUCCAUCAACAAAUUAUAAUGUGUUGAAUAAUUGUUUGCUGUCAUAAUGUUUUGAAAUUGUGAGAUUAUAAUUCUAUGAAAUAAUUAAUUAAUAUAGAAGCAAUAACAAGUCUUGUCAUGAAUUUCCAAAGGUUUCUUGCCUGCUUUACUUAUGGUAUAUUUCCAUGUUUGGUCAGGAAUCAUUUUAAUGUAGAAUAUAUAAUAUUAGAUAGCUCUUACAGAUGAAAAGUUAUGAUUGGUCGAAAGCUUGUCACAUGAUAAUUAUGAGGAUCAUGAUUAGCUUUUCACUCCCGGUCAAUUUUCGAUGUUAUCACCUGGGCCCUGUCCUACAAAGAGUUACGAUCAAUCGCAAGUUUGCAGUCUCCUAUCUCUUAUGUACAUAGUUGCAAUUGCUAUCAACACUUUGUAAGACGGGGCCCAGGUCAAAUGAGUAAAGUUUUGCAUCACACCAUAUCCAAGCAACCCUGCAGGCACUAGCGCGUACGUAUCGUUUGCAUUUGAUGCUGAAGGCUGACCGGCUCCAGAAACAAAAAAGACAUGAGAUGGCAAUUAUUCUUGAUUUCAUAUUAACAACGUGACACAUAUAUUGUCUGGUAGGAUGUGAAACAUUACAUUUUUGGACCACACAGGAGAUAUACUUUCCCUUGAGAUCAAGGAAUUAUAUUGUCACUUCAUGAAAAUAUAACCCCUUGUGAAAAUUAUAGCUCCCUUCAGCAGUUCAAAAAAAAAAAGUUAUAUAAACACUUUACCAGUCGAAAUAUCUAUAUAAUUCUGCUUCAUGUAAUUUUAUUUUGCAAAGAGCUCCAUGCCAGUAUCAUGCAUGCAAACAAAUUUAGCUUUGACAGAUAUUGUAACAAAAUCAUUGAAUUGAUUAUUAUUUAAUGUUUGAAUCUUAAUUUUAAUCAUGAUUACUAUCUGAUUUUGAUAAUUGUAUGCGAGUGUCUCGUUGUGCCAGUUCUGUGUUCAUAUGCUUCAGUUCUGUAUAAUGUGUUUAAAUGAUGUACACUUAUAAAUAUAUUCUAGUAUAGACAUGUAAAGACAUGUCAGAAACAGAUAGCAGAUGUACAGUAAGUGAUAAGACACAUAAUCUAUGAUAAGAAUUUGAGUAUUCUCAGCUCAUUUCUAAAAAUGAACAUUUGAAUCUUAUCCUUUCAAUUAGUAAUUGAAGAUAAUUCUCUCAUUAAGUAAAUGACAUUAUUUUUAAUGCAGUUGUUGGAUAAAAAUUUCCAGUAUUUGUACAUAAUGUGUACUUGUCUUUCACCUGUAUAAAAGCUGAAUUAGAUAUUAGUACUCCCGUACUAAAGAUUUUAUAGAUAGGUAUUUCUAUUUAAUGCUGCAACCGAAAAUUGUCAUUAUACAUAAACUUCUGCUUUAUAGAAAUUGUAUUUUUGUCCCUAACUGUAUAGCGUUGUAUGAUAUAAUUAAGUAUUGUAUACUGUACCUGUGGAUGCUUAUUUAUCACUGUACUACUUUUUUGCUGAUGUUCAUGCAGCUACAAUAUUAAACAAGCCAACUGCAAUAAUAAUGAACUGAAUUAUUGAAGAAACAAAAUGUUAUGGGUGCUAACUACCUUGUAAUCAGAUUGUGAUGAAAGAAAUGUUUUUCAUCACAGACUUUUCUAAUUCGAUAAGUAAAAAUGAUUGUAUACCCUCAUUUGUAAGGAUCGUUUUAAUUAUGCAGUAUACGUAAUAGUUUCCACUGGUAGAUAUGCAUAUGAAGAACAAUAGUUGUUUAUAUUGGAAUCAGUGUGUUCUACUUUCUAGUUAACAAAAGACAUUCUUAGAUAUUACUAGAAGUCUGUAAGAUGUCUUCAAAAAGUGGAUGCUACCAAGCUAAUUCAUAAUGCAUUUUCAUAUCAAAAUAAUAUGUACUCUUUCAAUGCAUAAUCCCAGCAUAUAUUUCAACAUGAAUUUCUCUGAGAUAUAUAAAGUACUUCAUUUACCAGUACUCCUUGCGAGAUCGUGGAAAAUGUAAUUUCCCCUUAGUUUCUUUCAGCUAUUUAAAAAAAAGUAUUGGGUCUUUCAAUUGCAUCCAAAUAAACUAUUCAAGUUUUAAAUUGUCUUCUUUAAUGAAUUAUGCAUAUAUAUGGGAAUUUGAAGGGAAAAAUAUUUCCAGCUUCCUUUUUAUUGAGUGGUUUGCUUUUAAUUGUUUUUAUUUGGUUACUUUUGUCUCUUCUGUUUGGGAAGAACAGUGAGACAGCAUGAAACCUGAUAUAAUUAUGUACAAAUUUUCUUUUCUUUUCUUUUCCAUUACAAAAAUGUUGUUUGGCAUUUCCUGUGGUACGUGUUGUUACCACACACAAUACCACAUGGGUAUCAUUUUCUCCCCUAUUAUAUGUCAAUAUGUACUGUUUAAUGCUAGAGUAUCACCUUGAAUCAAUUUUGCUUUAUGAAAUUUAGAUAUUAGAUACUUUAUAUGUCAACAAUGGGGGUAAUUUCAAAUGGAUCUUGAUAUUAUUAUAGCCUAUUGAUAAUCUAUUUCAUUAAGAAACUGAUAGCUGCAUUUUGUACAAGUGUACUGUAAAUGUACAUCUUUUUCAUUGAAUGUUCAAAAUGUAAGUUUUCCAUAGCAGUACUGAAAUUAGAGUUCUCUCAUUGAAAUUAUACAAACUUGGUUGUCUUCCCAUGAUCUUGUAUUCGUUUUAAUAAAAUUUCAUAGGAAAUACAUGUACUUGAAAUGUACAUUUCAUCACCUUGAAUAAAAUCCUGAUUAAAACAGAUUGUGAUGAAUAAAA